UGGUAGACCCACUGAUUUCUUUAGUUAUCACCAUAUAUUAACCUCUUCUUCGCUCAUCACUUCUCCUCCUUUCGUUAAGUCAUUUCUACCCACUGGUACCUCUCACUAUCCUUACGAUGGGUAUCUCCAUGGAAGAGAAUAUACACGUUCCUACCGUUUCCUCUGGCGAAGCGUCUGGAGGGGCGACGUCUCCGAAAAGCAACAUGUUUAAGCUCUCCGUGCCGGACUUGAUGCUCAAGAAGGAGUUGAUCGAGCACAAACUGUCGACUCUCAGCGGAGUACUCAAGUCGCAUGGCGUCAAUAUGGAUACGCCAUUGAUGACCGAGGAUGGUUUCCCGCGCAACGAUCUCGACGUUCCCCAGAUACGGACUACUCGCGCGCAAAUCAUCCAUCUGCGAAACGACCACAAGGAGGUUAUGGCGCAUGUCGAGCAGCGCGUCUACGAACACUUCAAGCAGCACGAACAGAAUAACUUCACCUCGCCUCCCGCCUACACGACGAUCGCAGCUACUGCACCACGCGCUAUCCUUCUUGACGAUGCUACUCUGACCGCGGGUCCGGCUUUCGCAAAGGUUACCGGUGUCGUGUCAGGAAGCCCGGCGGACCAGGCUGGCUUGGAAGUCGGAGAUACCAUCAAGAACUUUGCAGGCGUGAACUGGACCAACCACGAGAACCUCAGCAAGAUUGCGCAGGUUGUUCAGAAGAACGAGGGAGUAAGUAGCCCAGGUGUCUGCCUUGGGACGGGACUGCGGCAAUGGUGUGAUUCAGAGCAGAUCGGCUGACACAUGGUACAGUGCGUCAUGAACAUCAAGGUCUCCCGGAAGGAUGAGUCCCGCGAAGGUCAGACUAAAGAUGAGUUGAUGCAAAUCGUCCC
Messenger RNA from Aspergillus glaucus CBS 516.65, 874 nucleotides. RefSeq names its product putative 26S proteasome non-ATPase regulatory subunit Nas2. The record is from RefSeq and is a predicted model, not a curated record. Bases 117 to 782 code for a protein of 221 amino acids. Gene Ontology annotation, molecular function: protein binding. Lineage: Eukaryota; Fungi; Ascomycota; Eurotiomycetes; Eurotiales; Aspergillaceae. The transcript is spliced from 3 exons. Gene Ontology annotation, cellular component: nucleus; cytoplasm. Gene Ontology annotation, biological process: proteasome regulatory particle assembly.